This is a messenger RNA of Gossypium raimondii (Peruvian cotton), 2168 nucleotides long. Its product is annotated as cysteine-rich receptor-like protein kinase 44. The record is from RefSeq and is a predicted model, not a curated record. Gene Ontology annotation, molecular function: ATP binding; protein kinase activity. Lineage: Eukaryota; Viridiplantae; Streptophyta; Magnoliopsida; Malvales; Malvaceae. Gene Ontology annotation, biological process: protein phosphorylation.
CAACUUUGUCUGUUCAAGGUCUUCUGUAGGGCCCUGUAAUAUUGACUUACUGAUUCUUGGUUAGUGACCGGCGUAGCGGCUGCGCCAAACUUAUAAGUAAGAAGGGUGAGUCAUGUUUUCGUAAUUGAUUGUUCCACUGGCAAUGGGAUCUUUAACAACAGUUCCACUGUUUUCUUAUUCACUUGUUCUUUCCUUCCUCCCUACUCUUAUCGUUGCACAGCUUAAUCCUGUUUACUUUGAGCACGAUUGUAAUCAAGGCAGCGGCAAUUACACCCCAAACAGCACUUACGAGGCCAACCUCAAUAGCAUCAUCUCCCGAUUCGCCACUCUUAGUUAUUUCAAUUACGGCUUUUUCAAUCUAUCUGCGGGAGAAAGCCCCAACAAGGUUUACUCAAUCGCACUUUGCAGGGGUGACAUGAACCAAGCCGAUUGCAACACUUGCCUCAACUCUACCGCAACCGAACUCAAGCAGUUUUGUCCCCGGAACAAGGUCGCCAUCGCUUGGUCCGAGCUCUGUUUGGUGCGGUACGCCAACCGAGACCUGUACGGGCUGCUGGAGAGACCUCAUACUUGUGCAUUCAACCCGAUGAAUGCAUCGAACCCUACUCAGUUCAAUCGAGCAUUAAGUGAACUAUUGAAUAAUCUAAGCAGCGAAGCUGCAGCCAGUGGCCCACUCCGCAAGUACGCAGCUGGCAAUGCACCGACUGGUAUCUUGCAAACGGUAUACGCCACGGUACAGUGUACUCCAGAUAUGACCCAGGAAAAUUGCACUGCUUGUCUAAAUUACGGCAGGAGGGAGCUUCGACUCUGUUGCCUUGGAAGGAUGGGAUGCAGGGUUCUUAGACCAACCUGUGUCUUGAGGUUUGAGUCUAACCCUUUUUAUAAUGAGACCGCAGUUCCUUUACCGUCACCUCCAACAACUUCUUCUCCGACGCCAUCUCCAGGAAAUGGGAAUAACACAACUCGAACUGUAAUCAUUGUUAUUGCUUCUGUUGUUGGCCUUGUAAUACUAAUUACCAUCUCCAUCUGCAUUUUUAAGAGGCCCAAAAGAAACAAAGACAUACCUAUAAAAGUUGAAACUAAGGAUGCGGAUAAUGAGAUGUCCGGGGCCGAUUCCUUGCAAUUCGGCUUCGAUUCUGUUUUGGUUGCAACCGAUAACUUCUCUGAUGCAAAUAAGCUUGGUCAAGGAGGAUUUGGAGCUGUUUACAAGGGUCAGCUUCCAAAUGGAGAAGAGAUUGCUGUGAAAAGACUGUCUAAAGGAUCAGGUCAAGGAGACUUAGAAUUUAAGACCGAGGUGCAAUUAGUUGCCAAGCUUCAACACCGCAAUUUAGUUAGGCUCCUUGGUUUUUGCUUGCAAGAACAGGAAAGGCUUCUCAUCUAUGAGUUUGUGCCAAAUGCAAGCCUUGAUCAUUUCAUUUUUGAUCGGAUCAGGCGUGCAGAACUAGAUUGGGAAAUACGGUUCAAAAUCAUACAUGGCAUUGUUCGUGGACUCCUUUACCUUCACGAAGACUCUAGGCUUCGAAUUAUUCACCGUGAUCUCAAAGCAAGUAAUAUCUUAUUAGAUGCAGAGAUGGUUCCUAAAAUUGCAGAUUUCGGGAUGGCAAGAUUGUUUGGACAGGAUGAAACACAAGGCAGCACUAGCAGAAUUGUGGGAACUCAUGGAUAUAUGGCUCCCGAAUAUGUUUUCCAUGGACAAUUCUCAGUAAAAUCAGAUGUGUUCAGCUUCGGUGUAUUACUUUUAGAAAUUAUAAGUGGCCAGAGAAACAAUAGCUUCCGUUAUGAUGAGCAGUACGAAUACAUACUAGGUUUUGCAUGGAGAAGCUGGAGAGAAGGGACGGCAUUGAAUCUCGUUGAUCCCACAUUGGGUGAUAGUUCAAGGAAUGAGAUAAUGAGAUGCAUUCACAUUGCAUUGCUAUGUGUUCAGGAAAAAGUAGCAGCCAGACCAACCAUGGCUUCGGUUGUUCUGAUGCUGAAUAGCUUCGACACCCUCGCCGUGCCGGCACAACCAGCAUUUGUCAUGCAGGGCAACUUCAAUUUUGAUAUGUCAACUUCAUCGGCAUCAGCUUCAAACCAAUCCAACACAGAGUUGCCACCAUUGUCCCGCAACGAGGUCUCAAUUAGUGAGCUAUCUCCUAGGUAGUGUUUGCAAAUGGUUUAUUUUAAGUUUA